UAUACAUCACAGGAAAAGUUCAGAGUUGCAGUGUUGGUUUCUCAAGCUGCUCUUCAGUUUAUUCAUGGUCUAAAUUUGUCAACUGAGUACACUGUACCAGAAGAAGUUAAAACCGCGGGCUUUGAAAUUUGUGCUGAUGAGUUGGGAUCGAUUGUUGAGGGACGUGAUGUGAAAAAGUUGAAAAUUCAUGGUGGCGUUGAGGGUAUCACAAACAAACUAAAUACCUCGGUUGAUGAUGGGAUAUCAACAUCUGAGCACUUGCUCAAUCAGAGAAAAGAAAUUUAUGGAGUUAAUAAAUUUACUGAAAGUCCAGCUCGUGGAUUCUGGGUUUUUGUAUGGGAAGCCCUUCAGGAUACAACCCUCAUGAUACUUGCUGUCUGUGCCUUGGUCUCUUUAGUGGUUGGUAUAGUAAUGGAAGGGUGGCCCAAAGGUGCACAGGAUGGAAUUGGUAUUGUUGCUAGCAUAUUGCUUGUAGUGUUUGUCACUGCCACAAGUGAUUACCGACAAUCACUGCAGUUUAAGGAUCUAGAUAAAGAGAAGAAGAAAAUUACAGUUCAGGUAACGAGAAAUGGCUGUAGGCAGAAGCUUUCAAUAUAUGAUCUGCUUCCUGGUGAUAUUGUCCAUCUAAAUAUUGGAGAUCAGGUACCUGCUGAUGGGCUUUUCGUGUGUGGUUUCUCUGUGUUAAUAAAUGAAUCAAGCUUGACGGGGGAAAGUGAACCAGUCAAUGUCAAUGAACUUAAUCCCUUUCUGCUGUCUGGAACCAAAGUCCAAGAUGGAUCAUGCAAGAUGCUUGUGACCACUGUUGGAAUGAGGACCCAGUGGGGUAAACUAAUGGCUACUCUUAGUGAAGGGGGAGAUGAUGAAACACCUUUACAGGUAAAACUGAAUGGUGUUGCUACCAUUAUUGGGAAAAUAGGCCUCUUUUUUGCAGUUGUGACCUUUUCUGUGUUGGUCCAAGGGCUAUUUAGCCGCAAGCUGCGAGAAGGAUCCCAGUGGACAUGGUCUGGUGAUGAUGCUAUGGAAAUUGUGGAAUUCUUUGCUAUUGCUGUUACUAUUGUUGUUGUUGCAGUUCCUGAAGGUUUACCUUUAGCAGUAACAUUAAGCCUUGCUUUUGCAUUGAAAAAGAUGAUGAAUGAUAAGGCACUUGUUCGUCACUUGGCUGCUUGUGAGACAAUGGGAUCUGCAACUACCAUUUGCAGUGACAAGACUGGCACACUAACUACUAACUAUAUGACUGUUGUAAAAGCUUAUAUAUGUGGGAAGAUUAAAGAAGUAAACAGUUCUAAGGUCUCUUCUGAUUUCUCAUCUGAUAUUCACGAUUCUUCUGUAGCAAUUCUACUUGAAUCAAUAUUUAACAACACGGGAGGAGAGGUUGUCAAAAACAAAGAUGAGAAGAUUGAAAUUCUGGGGUCGCCAACUGAGACUGCACUUUUAGAAUUUGGACUGUCACUUGGUGGUGAUUUCCUAAAGGAACGACAAAGGUCAAAACUUGUGAAAGUUGAGCCGUUUAAUUCUAUAAAGAAGCGCAUGGGGGUAGUUUUACAGCUUCCUGAUGGUGGUUUCAGAGCACAUUGUAAAGGUGCCUCUGAAAUAGUUCUAGCUGCAUGUGACAAAGUUGUGGACUCAAGGGGCGAGGUUGUUCCACUCAAUGAAGACUCCAUCAAUCACAUGAAUAAUAUCAUUGAGACAUUCGCUGGUGAAGCUCUCCGAACACUUUGCCUUGCUUACAAGGAUAUUCAUGAUGAAUUUUCUGUUGGAACUCCUAUUCCUACUAGUGGUUACUCCUGUAUAGGAAUUGUGGGUAUCAAAGAUCCAGUUCGUCCUGGUGUUCGAGAGUCUGUUGCCAUUUGUAGGUCAGCUGGUAUUGUUGUUAGAAUGGUUACUGGAGAUAACAUAAAUACAGCAAAGGCAAUUGCUAGAGAAUGUGGAAUUUUAACGGAUGGUAUUGCAAUUGAAGGCCCUGAGUUUCGUGAGAAGACUGAGGAGGAAUUGCUUGACAUCAUUCCGAAGAUUCAGGUAAUGGCCCGAUCUUCACCAAUGGAUAAACAUACCCUGGUGAAACACUUAAGGACAACAUUUCAAGAGGUAGUUUCAGUUACUGGUGAUGGAACAAAUGAUGCUCCAGCACUUCAUGAAGCAGAUAUUGGACUUGCAAUGGGCAUUGCUGGAACUGAGGUGGCAAAAGAAAGUGCUGACGUAAUAAUUCUAGAUGAUAAUUUUUCCACUAUUGUGACCGUAGCCAAAUGGGGCCGCUCGGUCUACAUAAACAUUCAGAAAUUUGUGCAGUUUCAGCUAACUGUUAAUGUAGUUGCUUUGAUCGUCAAUUUCUCUUCUGCCUGUUUGACUGGAAAUGCUCCUCUCACUGCUGUUCAACUUCUUUGGGUCAACAUGAUUAUGGACACUCUUGGAGCACUUGCACUUGCCACUGAACCUCCUAACGAUGAGUUGAUGAAAAGACCACCUGUUGGUAGGAAAGGAAACUUCAUCAGUAAUGUGAUGUGGAGGAAUAUCUUGGGACAGUCUAUAUAUCAAUUUGUCGUAAUAUGGUUCCUACAGACCAGAGGAAAAGCAGCAUUUCAUCUUCAUGGCCCAGAUUCUGAUAUGACAUUGAAUACACUUAUUUUCAACUCAUUCGUAUUCUGUCAGGUUUUCAAUGAGAUUAGCUCCAGAGAUAUGGAGAGGAUAAAUGUGUUUGAAGGUAUAUUGAAGAAUUAUGUGUUCGUAGCUGUGCUCACUUGCACUGUGGUCUUCCAAAUUAUUAUUGUUGAAUUUUUGGGCACCUAUGCAAACACAUCUCCACUUAGUUUGAAGCAGUGGUUCGGUAGCGUUCUCUUUGGAGUCUUUGGCAUGCCAAUUGCGGCAGCUCUAAAGAUGAUCCCCGUGGGAUCUGUCUAAAAUCAAUGCAGACAAAUUAGUUAGCCAGGAAAAUUUGUGGAUGCCCAUUAUUUUUUGAAGACCAGAAGGGCAAUGCCCAGGAGUAAAAAGUGCUUCCAUUCAAUCCUAAAGAAGCAGUGAUGGCUGCACACAAACUUUGGCUUCUCAGAGUUUUCAGGUACUCGAUGGAUCGGAGUUCAGUAGGUCUGUUAUAAGAGAAUUGCAUUUGCUCUAGUUCUGCACAAUGUACAUUGUUCUGUGAAUUGGGCAGCUCCCUCUGUAGUUCCUAAAGAAGGUUUGAUGUCUUUUCUUCGGUACUCAUAAUUUAGUGUUGAGGCCGUUGGAACAAAAUUAUUUUAUUGUUUGAAACUAGUACCUGGUCAAGAUUUUAA
Vigna umbellata (rice bean) is the source of this 3266-nucleotide messenger RNA. The record is from RefSeq and is a predicted model, not a curated record. Lineage: Eukaryota; Viridiplantae; Streptophyta; Magnoliopsida; Fabales; Fabaceae.